AAGGACCUUUUUGAGUGCGACAGCAGCCAGCCUGAGUCCAGCUGCCGGCAGGAUUUCCCUGGAGUCACAGCACUCAGCACUGCAUCGUCCUUUCCAGCUGAUUACGUUACCACGACAACCAACGAAAAGUACAACAGACGAAAGUGCUGGAAGUCGCUGCACCUCAGUGGACCAUUUCCAACCCGAAGUGGAGUGCAAGACCCCCAAGGACUUCUAACGAGGCAUAGGAAAUCCUUUUCAAAUGGCGUACUCCGUCUCCCCGCACCGGGCGAACCUGGUGCUCCAGAUGCUGCUCCAGGCCAACACCUAUGUGUCCAUGGUGUGGGCCAUGAGCUACCUGAUCCACAUGCUCAUCCGCCUGAAGCAGUUGUGGAACUUGGAGGGCCUGGCCAUGCUGGUGGCCUACAUCCUGGCCGUAUCCGCCGAAUCGGUGCGCCUGUACGCCGGCUACUCUGUGAACCUGUGCUCCGGGGCCACCGCCAUGUGGCUGCUGCUCACAGUGACGCCCUGCAUCCUGCUGCCCGCCAUGGUCUUCCUCCGUCUGUCUGCAGCCGGACGCAGCUUGUGGCUUCGCAUCAUCACGAAUGCCGUGUUCGCACUGAUGGGCUUGGAGGUGAUCGUGUCCCUGGUUCACUUUGUGAUCUGUAAGCCACGCCGCAAGCGGCCGGUGCCCCACCACCAAGCAGAGGAGGAGGAGGAGGAUCUGCCGGAGGAGCAGCCAUCCGCCGUGGGCUCGCCCACGUCCAGUGAGCAAAAGCGCCGCGUGCGCCGAUCCCCGGAAUCGAAGUGA
Drosophila biarmipes is the source of this 790-nucleotide messenger RNA. RefSeq names its product transmembrane protein 17B. The coding region runs from base 242 to 790 and encodes 182 amino acids. Gene Ontology annotation, cellular component: ciliary transition zone. The transcript is spliced from 2 exons. Gene Ontology annotation, biological process: non-motile cilium assembly. The record is from RefSeq and is a predicted model, not a curated record. Lineage: Eukaryota; Metazoa; Arthropoda; Insecta; Diptera; Drosophilidae.